Acomys russatus (golden spiny mouse) is the source of this 2940-nucleotide messenger RNA. Its product is annotated as protocadherin Fat 4-like. Gene Ontology annotation, molecular function: calcium ion binding. The coding region runs from base 1 to 2940 and encodes 979 amino acids. NCBI's taxonomy places the organism in Eukaryota, Metazoa, Chordata, Mammalia, Rodentia, Muridae. Gene Ontology annotation, biological process: homophilic cell-cell adhesion. Gene Ontology annotation, cellular component: plasma membrane. The record is from RefSeq and is a predicted model, not a curated record. The transcript is spliced from 21 exons.
AUGAAUAUCUUCAAGAUUCUGUUAAUAUGCAGAGUGUUUUCCUAUGCUGGGGCAGAAAUUCAGAUAUUAAUCAACCCUGUGAAUCUGCCUGAAAAUAAGCUUCCUGGAACAGAACUAAGCCGUGUUUAUGACAAGGAUGUGGCUGGAAAACCAAAUGCCUACCGCUUUUUGAACAAAACAAAGGAUUUUGUCAUCGAUGCAAAUUCUGGUGUCAUCACAGCUACGAAAAUCUUUAAUUAUGAAACAGACCCAACCAGAUUUCUACUUAUAGUUGAUACUGGAGGGGUCAUGAGACAUGUUUUAACCAUUAAUAUAAUCGAUGUUCCAGAAACUCCAGACUGUACUGUUGACCCCCUCUUUUCUUCAGGCUCAGCUACCUUUGAAAUUGCUGAGGACUAUCCACUCUUUCAACCCAUUUAUAAAGUGACUGUCACAGAUGAAGACAUUGUACAUGGUGACAGGCUAACAUACAACCUUGAGACAGAGUUAUCUGGACCAAAGAGAGGGGCACACUCCUUUGGCGUGGGUCCUGCAAAUGGUGUUAUUAGCUUAAGAGGCGACAAUGUCUUAGACUUUGAUGCUGGCUACCAUACUUUCCAGCUUUCAGUGAGAGUUACAGAUACAACGGGUUUGUUCUGCCAAGGGACAAUAAUUAUUAAUAUUAGAAACAUAAAUGAUGAGACACCUCAAUUUGAGCGAUUUCCUAUGGAUUCAAUUAAUGUGACUGAAAAGAAACCCAUUGGAGAUUUUGUAGCAAGAGUAAAGGCCACAGACCGUGAUGAAGACAACAGCAUCAUGUACUCCUUUAAAACCCAGCAGGAAAUGUUUGGUUUAGACCCUUUCACAGGUAUAAUCACUGUUCUUCAGCCUUUGAGUCUUGACAAUCCAAGUAACUCCAGACUCUACAUGUUGGAAAUUGAAGCCAGAGAUGACAGCAAUAACACUAGCUCGUACAUGUUCACAGUCUUCGUGGAGAAUGUUGAUGACCCUAUUUCCUGUGAUCCAAGUUUUUCAACAGGGGCAGGUGUUUCAGUUUCUGUUGCUGAAAAUAUCCCCUCAUCUGCUUUUAUAUAUGCAAUCCUUUCAAGAGAUCCAGAUCUGGGACAAGAAGUUGAAGUUUUCCAGUUAGUAAUUGCUGUGAGAAAUAGGGACAGCUUGUCUCUGGAGUCAUGUGUUGGCACCAUCACUAUAAACAUCCAAAAUGUUAAUGAUGAGAGUCCUGUUCUGAUAUACAGAUCAGAUGCACCUAUAACUAUUAACGAAAAUCUGCCUGUUGGAACCAAGUUGGCCAAGUUCACAGCAACAGAUAGAGAUAUAGAGGAUUCAGUACAUUAUGAAUUUAUAGGAACACAGAAAGAGUUUGCUAUAAAUGAAGAUUUUGGAGAAGUCACUGUUGCUUAUCCGUUGGACUAUGAAGAUGACACAAUCCCAAAAUCUUGGGUCUUAUAUGUUAGAGCUUAUGACAAUGAGCGAACACAUUCAACCACUGGGACACUUACAGUGAUUCUAGAGGAUAUAAAUGACAACCAUCCCCGGUGCUCACAGGAUAUUUAUGUAAUUGAACUUCCUGAGAACAUCCCAGUUGAUACCCCUCUAAUCUCCCUAACUUGUACAGAUCAGGAUGGAACUACUCCAAAUAACAAUAUAACUUACCACUUGAUUGAAGACACUUUUUCAAACAGAACCUUUACUCUUACAAACAGUGAACUGAAAAUUGGACCUAUGCAUCUAGAUUAUGAUAACAUAAUUUUUGCAGGAAUGGACUUUAAACACACAUUGUUUGUAAGAGUGUCUGAUGAAGGAACUCCUGUGCUCUCAACCAUCAUUAGAAUCAUAUUAAGGGUAAGCCGUAUAAACGAACUGAAUCCUGUUGGAUCUGUGAUGGCUUUUACCUUCAACAUAUAUGAAAACAGUCCAAUUGAUACACUAGUUGGAAAAAUUGCAUUUACAGAUGGAGACUGGCCAUUUAACAAUAUGCAGUACACCAUUGUUGAAGGCAACUUUGGAAUACCUCCAAAAUUCUACAUUGAAUCAGAUACAGGAACAAUAAGGCUGCUGAGUUCUCUGGACAGGGAAGUAGCUUCUCAGUAUAAGAUGGCCGUGAGAGUCACAGAUGUAGCAAAUGAUGCUCUCCCUGACCCUCUCAGGCAGAGAAGUGCUACUGCUCAGGUGACCAUCCAUGUUCUGAAUGUGAAUGACAGGCCUCCUGUAUGCACACCACCACAUUUAGAAACUCAGAUUUAUGCCACAUUUCGGGGUCCUUUCAUUCGCCUCAAUUGUGCAGACCAGGAUUCUCCACAGGAUCAACUAAGCUAUUCAAUCACGGAAGGAAACACAAACAAUCACUUCACACUUUGGAGAGAAGGUGCUGAGUCACCAUUCCUGGCCACCAGGCAGGAUUUCCAGCGCGAUCUAUUUCAAGGAACUCAAGAUAUGGUGACUUUCCAGUUACUUAUUGAAGUCACUGAUGAAUUGGGUGGGAAUGAAGCUAGUCAGCUGACAGGCACUACUACAGUCAUUAUUCAUGUGCUCCCCUGGACCACAUCACGGCCAACUUCUUCCACAAGAACAGCUACAACUACGAUUACCACCUCUGUCUUAAGGAAGAUCUCAUACUACUGGAGGCCUGACAGCUGGUUCCCAGCAGUCCUCACUCUAACAGGAGCUCUCUGUUUGACGUGUCUCUACGCAGUUGCAUGGUGCCUCUUCAGAGAGGUUCCUGCCUGCUCAAGACUAUUUCCUCCCUGUCACAGGCAACAGAGUCAAGCAAGUCUCACGGAAAAGGAUGCUGUACAGGCACCCAGUUUGAACUGUGAUAUCUCUGCACACUUCACAAACAAAAAGACAAGAUUAGAUUUAAAAUUCUGUCAGACAUGCUUGAGAGAUGCCUCAGUAGUUCGCAGCAUAUGCUGCUCCCAAUGUUUGGCUCCCAAUGCCUAA